Molecule: messenger RNA, 1673 nt
Organism: Amaranthus tricolor (Joseph's coat)
Lineage: Eukaryota; Viridiplantae; Streptophyta; Magnoliopsida; Caryophyllales; Amaranthaceae
Product: thermospermine synthase ACAULIS5-like
Exons: 10
Coding region: 244-1272 (342 amino acids)
Biological process (GO): polyamine biosynthetic process
Molecular function (GO): thermospermine synthase activity
Source: RefSeq, a predicted model, not a curated record
GUAUUUAUUAAACGUAACCAACAAUAUCAUGAAAUGAACGAAAGUACUCUUCUUGCAUGGCUUUUCAGUAUAAUUUACUCUUCUACCAUGCCUUUAAACUGCAGUUUGCAAAAAUCAAUGACAACUAGCAGGCCAAUACCUUUUCAUCGCCCUUUUUGCUCCUUAUAUAUACAUCAUCUUUUGUUACUUAGUCUCAAAACAAUCAGAGAAUUCACAAAGAUUUAAAAAAAAAAAUAUAUUGGAAUGGGGAGUCUAUCAAUUAGCAAUGGAGAAAAUAAUGGGUGUCUUGAGAAUUCUAUUUAUAGUAAUGGAUUAAUUGGGAAAGUUCAAUCUGAAGGUGAUCAACUUCAAAGAAAAAGUUGUUGGUAUGAAGAGGAGAUUGAGGAUAACUUAAGAUGGUCCUUUGCUCUUAAUAGGAUAUUGCAUACAGGAGUCACUCAGUACCAAGAUAUUCAACUUUUGGAUACAAAGCCAUUUGGGAAGGCUUUGGUUAUCGAUGGAAAGCUCCAAAGUGCUGAGAUUGAUGAAUUUAUCUACCAUGAAUGUCUUGUGCACCCACCAUUACUUCAUCAUCCUAAUCCCAAGUCUAUCUUUAUAAUGGGAGGAGGUGAAGGUUCAACUGCAAGAGAAAUUCUUAGGCAUAAAACUGUUGACAAGGUUGUCAUGUGUGACAUAGAUAAGGAAGUUGUUGAUUUUUGCAAGUCUUACUUGGUUGUGAACAAGGAGGCUUUUGGUGAUCCCAGGCUUGAGCUAAUCAUAAAUGAUGCUAGGGCUGAGCUGCAAAGCAGAGUAGAGAAGUAUGAUGUGAUCAUAGGAGACCUGGCUGAUCCACUGGAAGGCGGUCCAUGUUAUAAGCUUUAUACCAAAUCAUUCUAUGAAAAUGUUGUUAAGCCUAAGCUUACCAAUAAUGGUGUGUUUGUCACUCAGGCUGGACCAGCAGGAAUUUUCAGCCAUACUGAAGUUUUCUCUAGUAUUUACAAUACCCUUAAGCAUGUUUUUAAAUAUGUUAUUGCUUACUCGGCUCAUGUUCCUUCCUACGCUGACACUUGGGGUUGGGUCAUGGGAUCAGACUCUGAACUAAUGCUAAAAGCUGAAGAGUUUGAUCUUAGAAUGAAGCAGAGGAUGAAUGGUGAGAACAGAUUUCUGGAUGGCACAACUUUCCUUUCUGCAUCAACCUUGUGCAAAGCUGUUCGGAAAUCGUUGGACAAUGAGACUCAUGUAUACACUGAAGGAUGUGCAAGGUUUAUACAUGGCCAUGGUAAACUCAACUAAGGAAGAUUUGUUUUAUGACCCGUUUGGUACAUGGUGUUAAAAAGUAUGAAAUUUUAAAUGACGAAACUUGUAUUAAUUAGUAUGUUUAGGAUAUGGUGAAAAACUAAACGUUAUAGAUUGGUCUAAUGGUUGAAGGUUUUUUCUUAAGAUUUAAUUUUCAGCACUAAACAAAGAAUUAAUACCCUUCCCUUUUGUAUUUGUUUUUUUUUUGUUUGUUUGUUUAGUUAUCAAUAAAAAGAUAUAUAUUUAUUUUUGAAUCUGUGAAGUUUUGGAAUAUACUACUAUAAGGUAUAGUUUCCUAGCGAACUUAAAAGGUGGAUAUAUUCCAAGACUAGAGAAUCUUUAAUCACGUUUAAUGCCUUGCUCUUAUAUGACGAUAAUAUAGAGCAUCUUUCUAAAAA